AUACUCCAACGGUGAGAAUGUCGGAAGCACGGAAGCAAAACAAUGGCGGCAAAGCUAUUACUAAAUUCCAGGCUUGAGCCCCCACACCCCAUCCCUCAUAAAAUCAAAAUCCCACUCCUGUCUCUUCGCACAAAUCCCAUUACAUAAAUCAUCAUAAACCUAUAAAAACCUUUGAAUUUCUUCAUAACACACACAUAGGUAACACUUUUCUGGAGCCUCAUAAUCGCUUCCACAAAUUUCCCUUUUUCUUUAUUUUAGGGUUUUUUAAUCCCCCUAAUUCGAUAGGUACUCAGCGAUUAUCUCGAAAAAGAAAGGUGAUUUUUGCCAUUUUUAGGAAUGAGUGGUUUGGAAAAAGCAGCUAAACAAAAUAGGGAUUCUAGCAUCUCGCAAAACAAAUCAUCAUCUGGCGAUGAUGUAGUUCGAUUGAAGAGGAUGAUGGGCUCUCACCCGCGAGAGAUUAAUCUGUUUGAUAGAGGCGGUGGCAGAGGAGUCGGUGGUGGAGGAGGUGGUGGUGGUGGUGGGCCCAACAGCUGUAAUAGCGGCGGAGCUACCGAGGCGGUGGGCCAUGCGUACGGUGAUGAUGUCUCAUCAUCCUCUCGUCUUGGUGGUGAAAAUUUUGCUACUAGUGGUACUACUAAUUCGCAGUCUUUUGACAUUUUCGCUGCCGCUGCUUAUUCCGCUACGCCCUACAAAUCCCCAGAAGAGAUGGCUGCUGCUGCUGCCGCUGCGGCGUUCCCUUUCACAUUUGCUCAAUGGAAAGAGUUAGAAAGACAAGCAAUGAUUUACAAGUACAUGAUUUCGUCUGUGCCUGUCCCUCCCGACCUUCUCUUCCCACAUUCAAGAAAUUUCUCUGCUGCGCCUCUGGAUUAUCCCGCUUCAUUGUACAAUGCGAGAUAUUCGAGGAAUGGAGAUCCGGAACCGGGUAGAUGUAAGAGAACAGAUGGAAAGAAAUGGAGGUGUUCGAGAGAUGUGGCGCCCCACCAGAAAUACUGUGAGCGCCACCUGCACAGGGGCCGCCCCCGUUCAAGAAAGCCUGUGGAAGUUAAAAACAAUGCUGAAAAUCUCAAGAAAACGCGCACUGAGCAAAGCAAUGUUCCUUCUAGUACUACUGUUUCUGCUCAACAAUUUGCUGCGGGGAAUGAUAAGCCCCUUUUGCUUUUCAAUGCUAAAAACGAUCCCACCGUUUCUGAUGCACCCUCUUCUUACAAAGGACCUAAUAGGGAGUUGAGCUUGAUGAGGGAGGGAGAGAUGGUUGUGAUGGAUGGGACCGAUCAGCGAUGGCAGCAUUUGAUUGAUUCAAAUAUGGGAUUUGUUAAUGUGGGCUCUUCUUCUGUUUAUGGCUCUAGCUCCCUUUAUCAUCAAGAUUAUGUGGAGCAGCAGCCAUUGGAUGUGUUAUCUUAUUCGAAUUUCUCGGCCCCUGAAAUCGAUGCUCCAACUGGUUUCAUCGAUGCUUGGUCGAUCAACAAUCUCGACAGCAGCAACAGUGGGAAUGCUGAAUCAUCCGUGACAACGAAUCACGGGAACUUGUCCCCUUCCCUCAAUCUGUCAAUAGCCAUGGCUGCUGGCAACAUUGUAGAUCAAGAAAUGGGAAGCCUUGAGUGCUGCGAUGAGAGACAUCCGAGAUGGAUCAACCCUCUGUAUUGGGAGCCGUUUGCACGAGGAGGGCCUCUUGCUGAGGCUUUGCAGCCGGGAUCAGUCACCAUCUCCGGCUGCGACUCAAUCAGUGCCCCGGCUACUAAUGUCUCUUCCCCGACCGGGGUUCUCCAUAGGACGUUGUUCUCGCACUCUGACGGCAGUGUUUGCAGUAGCCCCGCGCCUGCAGCUCCGACAUCAGAAAUCGCAUUCCACCGGCUCAACUAGUCUCGGUUUCCUCUUACUUUUGCUGCUGGUAUCACUUGUUGAAGUUGAUUUCUGGAUGUUUGAAUGCUUUGCGUUACUGCAUUAUGAAAGAUUAGGAUAUCUUAACCUCAUUACUGAUUUCGAGUUAUAUGAAGAUGUUGAAUUUCAUAGA
Molecule: messenger RNA, 2011 nt
Organism: Salvia miltiorrhiza (redroot sage)
Lineage: Eukaryota; Viridiplantae; Streptophyta; Magnoliopsida; Lamiales; Lamiaceae
Product: growth-regulating factor 2-like
Exons: 4
Coding region: 337-1860 (507 amino acids)
Biological process (GO): DNA-templated transcription; developmental process; regulation of DNA-templated transcription
Cellular component (GO): nucleus
Molecular function (GO): ATP binding
Source: RefSeq, a predicted model, not a curated record